Molecule: messenger RNA, 1326 nt
Organism: Miscanthus lutarioriparius
Lineage: Eukaryota; Viridiplantae; Streptophyta; Magnoliopsida; Poales; Poaceae
Source: the annotation of a GenBank genome assembly
AUGGCCGUGGCGGCGGCCUUCCCCUCCGGCGCCCUCCUCCCCACCACCCCUGGUACCCACCUCGCCCCGUUCACUCUGCGCUUCCCCUUCCACCUCCGCCCACGGUGCGCCGCCUUGGCCGCCGCCACACUCCGCGAGGUCUGUGCUGGCCGCGUCCCGGACCACGUCCUACAGAGGGCUGAGGAGGUUGGCUAUGUCGUUCCUACCGAGGUGCAGGAGCAAUCCCUGCCGCUUCUGCUGUCCGGCCAGGAUUGCAUUCUCCACGCGCAGACAGGCUCCGGGAAGACGCUGGCCUACCUCCUGUCCGUCUUCUCCGCCAUCGACUUCAGCAGGUCCUCAGUGCAAGCACUGGUGGUCGUCCCCACAAGGGAGCUCGGCAUGCAGGUUACCAAGGUUGCUAGACUACUCGCAGCCAAGGCCUGCACCGUCAUGGCUUUGCUUGACGGUGGUAUGCUCAAGAGGCAAAAGAGCUGGGUCAAGGCAGAGCCCCCCGCAAUAAUUGUAGCUACUGUGGCAAGCUUGUGCCAAAUGGUCGAGAGGCGCGCAUUCAGCCUUCAAUCCAUGAGAGUGUUAGUUAUCGAUGAGGUUGAUUUUAUUUUUGGGUCAUCAAAGCAAGUCAGCGCUCUUCGCAAAAUAUUAACCUCUUAUUCAGCAGCUUCGAGUCGUCAAACCAUAUUUGCAAGCGCAUCGAUCCCUCAGCACAAUCGCUUUCUGCACAACUGUGUACAGCAUAAAUGGACCAAGAGUGAUGUGGUUCAUGUUCAUGUCCACCCUGUACAGCCCAUGCCUUCGCACCUGUGUCACAAAUAUGUGAUCUGCACCAAGAAGGAAAGGUUGCAUGUUUUACUAUCCUUGCUUGAGAGGGAUGCACCAAAGUCUGGAAUCAUAUUUGUUGCUGAACAGUCUGAGAGAUCAAAGAAGGCUGGAAAUCCUCCGUCAACCACCAUCGUUGCUGAGUUCUUGAGAAAUGCAUAUAAGGGAAGCCUAGAUGUGCUGCUGCUGGAAGAAGAUAUGAACUUCAAUGCUCGAGCUGCCUCGUUCUCUGAAGUGAAGGGGAGAGGAUUCCUGCUGGUUUCAACAGACAUAGCAAGCAGAGGGUUUGACCUUCCUCAAACCAGCCACAUAUACAACUUCGACCUUCCUAAGACGGCGACCGACUAUCUGCACCGUGCUGGAAGAACCGGGAGAGAACCAUUCUCCAGGUUGGAAUGCGGCGUGGCAACCCUUAUAACAGAGGAAGAGCACUUCGUGCUACAGAGAUUUCAGAAUGAGCUCAAGUUCCACUGUGAAGAGCUGCCCCUUGAGUCAAUGUUUACGUUCUCUUGA